AUGAGCUCCAACACAGCCUCGACUUCUCAAGAGACCCAGAGCCAAGACAAACCGCAGCUCGACGUUUGCCUUGUAUGGAGCGGCAGGGGCAAGUGGGCGUUUGGACUUGGAGCACAGGGCUCAUGCACACACCCCGACGAGGAGACGGCGGCUUUCGUCGUCUACGGGCCGGCUUUUACUCCAGGCAAGGUCGACGAAGAAUAUCCCCUGCGGGUAACUGAGAACUGCCCGAAUCGACCCGAACCAAGGGUAUAUGCAAAGAUUUGCAACAUUGACGCCGAUAAGCGGAACGACUUUAAAACGACGAUUCUCGCAUUCCACCCGAAUGUAGAAUCAUUCCGCGUGGAAGCGAAUAAAAGCCCUCUAGUUUUCAUGGUACACGCAUGGGACUAUGUUUAUCGGCAGGGAGUCCUCGAUAAAAGUCAGUACAAUGAUGGGAGGGAGGCUUUUUGCACGUGCGUUUCGGAGACCGCCGAGGCGCACAACGCUCGCUCGCUCGCUCGAGAGAAUGGAGGAACAAUUCGCAGGCGCGGCCGGUCGCCACAGAGAUGGCGGGAGGAGAGUAGACGCAUCUAUCCGUAG
Molecule: messenger RNA, 582 nt
Organism: Metarhizium acridum CQMa 102
Lineage: Eukaryota; Fungi; Ascomycota; Sordariomycetes; Hypocreales; Clavicipitaceae
Source: RefSeq, a predicted model, not a curated record